AAUCGGACAUGUCCAGCCAGUUCUUCAGGGGUCCGAGCCAAGUCCUUCUUGCUGGGUGCCUGCCGCAGCUAGUUUUCUGUGUCACCGGCCGCUUCGUCCUCACUCGUUCCUUGUUCUUACCGGCCGCGGUCGAGUGCGUACAAGGGCCCUACCCGCCUUCCGAGCCCGCCGGGUGUGCACUUUUCCCCGUCGGCCACAAGCAAGAACGGGAUGCUGGCAGGCAGUUGCCUGUUCAACGUCGGGUGUUGAGUUAGCCUUUUUGUCCUCCCCAGCAUGCCAGGCGCGUCUGGCCGCUGGCUGAAGAAGACAUCUACCUGGUGCCUAGGUAGAUAUAUGAGCCUGACUUGACUCCAUCUUCUUCUGAUUGAGACAACCGAGUCCUCUGAUCGCUCCAUCGGACCUCCUUCUGUUCGGCCUUUGGCCCCAACUGUCGUCGUCAACAGUCGUCUUGCCCUCCAGCGAGAAAACAUUAAGCCAGAGAGCCCUUUGACGCCCCGAAAGGCACGGCCUUCGUUGUUGUCAGUAUCCA
Messenger RNA from Thermothielavioides terrestris NRRL 8126, 529 nucleotides. RefSeq lists its product as uncharacterized. The transcript has a single exon. The coding region runs from base 9 to 254 and encodes 81 amino acids. The record is from RefSeq and is a predicted model, not a curated record. NCBI's taxonomy places the organism in Eukaryota, Fungi, Ascomycota, Sordariomycetes, Sordariales, Chaetomiaceae.